CGCCCUCUGCGCAGCUCACCUCCACACCGGUCCGGCUUCACCAACAAAGCACGCCACGGAUUGCCACACAUCCCCGCGACAUGUAACUUAGACUGGACUGGAAAUAAAAGGACACAAAAGUCUACACUCCAGGGAGCGACUUGAGCCAAAGGCUGUUUUAGAUCAGUUUGACCACCCGCAAAGUCUGCACAAAAGCGCACAGACGCGACACGGGGAAACAUCUGCCAAAGGUUAGUUUUUGUUUCGCGGCAGCCAGCGGAUAGUAUAUCAUCCCUACGUGUUUUUCUUUGGAUUUUACGUCCGAUCCGGUGACCCCAGCAGGCUUGACUAAGAGAGGACAGGUGGUACGGUGGACAGAGCAGUAGGAUGGCAGGAGACAACGACGUAUGAAUGCUUCUUAAAACUUCUUUUGAAAGCAGGGACUAUUUUCCAAUCAUGUCCAACAACUCUAACAUCCCAGUAGAGACACCUGAAGACAUAUGCCAUGACCAGCACCAUGUUAGCUCCAAGAGGAGCCCGGCCAUCAGCGCUGCCAUGUUCGCGCUCGGCAUCUUUGGCAACGUGGCUGCUCUUGUGAUACUGGAAAUCCGCCGACGCAGAGACAUGAAAGCUGGGGGCACGCGGAUGUAUGGACUGUUUCACGUGCUGAUCAGAAUACUAGUGGUUACAGACCUAUCUGGGACUUGCAUGACCAGCCCGGUGGUGCAGUUGUCAUAUUCGUUGAACAUUACCUUGGUGGGGCUGAUGCCUGAUUCUAGGUUUUUGUGCGAAUAUUUUGGCUUCACUAUGACAUUCUUCAGCCUGACCACCUUGUGUAUCCUCUUCACCAUGGCAGCGGAGAGGUGUUUGGCCAUCGGGUACCCCUACAAAUACAGUCAGUAUAUUACCAAAAAGCGUGGCUGCAUCAUAAUUGGAUGUUUUUUUGUAGCAUCUAUACUUUUCUGUGUCCUUCCUUUCAUUUUCAAUUUCGGUGACUUUGUACAAUACUGCCCUGGUACAUGGUGCUUCUUUGACAUGAACUCAACUCAAAAGAGGCACCGGAUCUAUGCCACAGUGUAUGCCACAAUAAUGCUAGGGCUGGUGCUGGCCAUUGUGGUUUGCAACCUAUUUGUGGUGUACCAGCUGUUUAAGAUGUACCAGCGUCGCAAGAGGAACGGCGGCUCUGCGAUGGCAAACGUAAGACCCAGAAGUGACCGCAGGGUGACGUCCAUGGCCGAGGAGGUGGAGUAUCUCAUUCAGCUGGUCUUCAUGACCAUCAUCUUCAUCAUUUGCACAGUACCCCUAGUGGUCCGGGUGUACAUCAACUCAGCAGGGGAUGUAAAUCGUAAGGAAUCCCAUGGUCUGGACCUGAUUGCCCUUCGCUUCAUCUCUGUCAACUCCAUCAUUGACCCCUGGGUCUUCAUCCUUCUGUCCCGCAAUGUGGUGCACUGCUUCUGGUCCUCACUUUGCAAACUAACCCUGGGAGGCUCCAGGGGUUCACUGUUUAAAUUGUCUGUGGCUCCUAAAGAGAACACUCCUGCUCAACAAGAUCUAACUCAGCCAACAGUGGAAUGCACUGAGCCUGUUACAACCCAGACUGUGUGCAAUCUAUGACCUUAGCACCACCUAACUGUUUAUAGUAUUUAUUGGACUUCUUGAAAGCUUGAGGAUUGGAUAGCAUGUUACACCCACAUGUGUUUCAUGUGUCACAACAUCUCUCCCAUGUAGGUGGUGUUUAUUUUUGGUGUUUUUAUGAAAAAACACCGACCUUUAGUAUCAGCUGAUGAUUGUCUCUUGCCAUAUAGUGGUGGUUUCCUUUCAUCUCUAGCAUUUCAACAAGUACAUGCAUGUCAAUGCAUACUGACUUUAUGGCCAAACACGUUGCCUCACUUGCUGCUUGUAUUUUAUGAUAAUGAACAAAGACCUGAAGCUAAAGAGUGCUAAUAGGAGAAAGACACUCCUUUUUGCCUCUGAGUUUAAAUGGACAAACCGACUGCAAACACUUGCUUUGUACGGCAACAAGAGAAAGAUAUAAGCUGACCAGUUGGAGAAUUUUGCUCAAGGAGACGUGACAGAAGAUAGCAUACCCUUCAACCUUGAUGGAAAUGUGUCCCACCCAGUUCAAACAAUGAAGGUGAAGGUUUUGCUCAUGGCUGACUGAAGGCCUUGCUGAUCUGAUGUUGGUACCUAAAAGAGCCUGGGAAUGAUGAGACAUAUGAAACAUCUCAUCACAGAGAGUCAUCAUGUAAAGGAAAAAAAAACCCUCAUGGAAAUCAGUUUGAAGAAAGCAAAACUGUAUUUUCAUGUCGAACAAUCAAACACAAUUACAACAGCAGGUACCAUAUGGCUAAAGUAAGAACAGGUGAAUAAGAUUUUUACUGGUCAUUUUACUAUAAAGAAAUGUUUUCCGAGUCAGAUACAGAUGCACAAGUGGCUUAUAAAUUUGAUUCACAUCCCCACAAAAUAGCUGGUUUGCAUACUUCUGUGUUAUGAAAUAACAGGAAUCUGGUGCAGCCAACCUGCUCUGACGGGUCAGCUCCACAUGUGGAGCACUGAUGGUCCAGUGAUGACACGUGACUGCUAGCUAGAUCAUAUAUCCUCUGUGGUGGAAAUAAUAAUUGUGUAAUUGGAGGCAAAAUUUGCACGUCUCUUAGUGCAGAAUGAGGUGUGUAUGUAUUGCAUUCUGGACUCAAAAACUUAGAUCAAUGACAAAUUGGCUUUUUGUCAUAUUUGGGUUUGAUGUUGGGGUAAGGGACAUAUUACCCAGCAUAUGACAAAAAGACAUCAAAUUUGAUUUCUUGGGGAUUUCAAGGUUAAAAAUACUUCAGAUCGGCAUUGACUGUUCUGUGAACUCUGUGGUCAUGGCUCAUCAUCUUAUCGACUCUGGCCCCUCUAAACCUUUGACUUCUUUGCCCUUUGGUAUGCUUUCCCCUUGGCCACUCCUGCCAAAAUCCCACUGAAAAAGGUCAAAAGGCAAGAAGCCCACACUGAAUUUUGGUAAACAAGAUAUUCAGAAGGCUUUACUCAGGGUCGUGAAGGGAAAGACAAAUACCAAAAUAGAAGAGGAGAAGGGAAAGACAUAAAAAAAGACAUUUCAAUUCUAUUGACAUGUGCAGUGUAGCAUUUAAUAUGAUAUAAGGACAAACAACAGCAGCUGAGUUCAUAUGUAUUCUUCCCAGUAUGGAUCUAACUGUAAAGUUUGUGACUCUUGAAGUAGGAAGUAGUUGUUGGUACUUAAAGAGCAGAUACUACCUCCUGUCACAACAAAGUUCACACUGGGUCUGUGUUGGACAUCAAGUGCAUGUAAUGCUCUUUUUUUCCCUGAUACUGUCGCUGAAAUCAGUGGUUUGGUGAUCAGGAGUGGUAAGAGUGAAUUUGAGUAAGACAUUAAAGUCCCAACUGGUUCCACUUUAAAAAAUGAAUGUACAAUUAAAUAGUUUUAUUCAUUUAGUUGCUAAUUAGGUUGUAAAUACAUCAUAGGCUAUUAAGUUGUAACGCAGUUUUGAUCAUGUGAGUAAAGUAGAUCUGCAGGGGCUCACUAUUUGACCAGUACUAUCGAUCACCACCAUUUUUAUUGAUUUAUUUUAUUAAAUCCCAACUCUUGAUAAUUGCUUAGCAAACUUUAUCUUAUCCAUUUACCAGUCAACAUGUUGAAACAUUUUUUGUUACAACUGUAAAAAGAGAGCCUUGUUGUGAAGGAAAAAACACAAUCUUGUGCCAUAGUGAAUGAACUGACUUUCUGAUUUUGAAUGUUAUAUUGGACUGUUAAUGUAUGUUAACGGUGGUUCAUCUUCAUCAGAUGAAGCUGAUGCUGCUGUUGGAGCCAAAAUACUCUCAGUAGCCAAUGAAAUUUGAGGCGCAAGUAAAAACAAAGUACUGUAAAAAUAAUGUGGGCACACAGUUUGGCAAAGAAGAGGCCACUGUUGCCCUUUUUCUAAUGUGUUAUAAUGGCUUAGUGAUGAUUUAUAAAUUGUCUACAGCCUAAUUUGUGACUCUUUUGUAUGGGCAGUGCUAUAGUAAAGUGGAGAUUCAGAGUAAAAUGUGUGUACCUUAUAAAAUGGACCAUGUUUUGCUAUAAUGAAGAAAUCUACGGCAGUGCAGCAUAGAACAGCCUUAUUUCACAAUGGAACUUCUAACGGUGCAUUUUUUAGGACAGGUCUUUCCAGAGAGCUGUUGACAUUGGGCGAGAGACACUUAGCAGGUAGUGUGUUGUUUUACGAUGCACACUGAUACACACAAGACAAAGCUAAAUUACACAGGGCUAUGAGGAACCACUACGGUGCCUCUUCCUUUUAAAUAAAUCAAAUCCGAGCAGGACUCAACUCUGUGGUAAGAAAAAAAAAAGCUACAACAGAUUUUAUGGAGUAUUUAGCUGUAAAUCUUUCAGCACCUAAAAAUCCGGAGGGACUUGUAGAGACCCAGACUCAGCUAAAAAAGUUUUGCCAGGAAAUGUGUGAAAAAGGAGAAGUUCUCAGCUAUUCUUCAUUAAUUUUGCUGUCAAAAGAAAAACAAAAUGUAAAACAAGUCAGAGAAAAA
Sphaeramia orbicularis (orbiculate cardinalfish) is the source of this 4515-nucleotide messenger RNA. RefSeq names its product prostaglandin E receptor 2a (subtype EP2) (gene ptger2a). Gene Ontology annotation, biological process: cellular response to prostaglandin E stimulus; adenylate cyclase-activating G protein-coupled receptor signaling pathway; inflammatory response. The transcript has 4 exons. Gene Ontology annotation, molecular function: prostaglandin E receptor activity. The record is from RefSeq and is a predicted model, not a curated record. The coding region runs from base 391 to 1593 and encodes 400 amino acids. Gene Ontology annotation, cellular component: plasma membrane. Lineage: Eukaryota; Metazoa; Chordata; Actinopteri; Kurtiformes; Apogonidae.